This is a messenger RNA of Dendrobium catenatum, 1507 nucleotides long. RefSeq names its product probable cinnamyl alcohol dehydrogenase 1. Gene Ontology annotation, molecular function: oxidoreductase activity, acting on the CH-OH group of donors, NAD or NADP as acceptor; zinc ion binding. The record is from RefSeq and is a predicted model, not a curated record. The transcript has 7 exons. Bases 223 to 1290 code for a protein of 355 amino acids. NCBI's taxonomy places the organism in Eukaryota, Viridiplantae, Streptophyta, Magnoliopsida, Asparagales, Orchidaceae.
UUCAGAACAAUGCCGUCCUGGGCCCUUAUGCUCCUUGGCAUUACAACUGUGAGUGCGUAAGCAAUUGAAGUCUCCUUCUCGUUUUCGAGAUCUCUUUCAGACUCCAGUGUAAAGUCUGAGAGAGAGAGAGGUUAUAAAUAAAUCGAAGAGUACUGCUUGUUUUCUGAAGAGAUAGAAAAGAUUUUUCCUCUGCUUCUUCUAUUGGAUAGCCAAGAUUCUGCCAUGGCUGGCGAAGGGGAGAAAGGGGAUUGUAUUGGUUGGGCAGCGAGAGACGCAUCUGGAGUUCUGUCACCCUACAAAUUCAAUAGAAGGUCCCUUGGAAAUGAUGAUGUUUUUAUAAAGAUAACACAUUGUGGUGUGUGUUAUGCCGAUGUUAUCUGGACAAGGAACCAACUUCAUGAUUCCAACUAUCCUCUUGUGCCUGGGCAUGAGAUUGUUGGCGUUAUCACUGAAGCUGGUGCUAGUGUUACAUGUUUCAAGGCUGGUGAUCUUGUUGGUGUUGGAACAUAUAUUAAUUCUUGCAGAGAAUGUGAAUAUUGUAAUGCUUAUACAGAGCAUCACUGUGCAAAAGGCGCAACUCGGACUUUCAACUCCAUUGAUAUAGAUGGCACAUUCACAAAAGGAGGUUAUUCCAGCUACAUUGUUGUCCACCAAAGGUACUGCUUCUUGAUACCUGAAGGCUACCCACCAGCAAUGGCAGCACCACUUUUGUGCGCAGGAAUCACCGUAUACAGUCCAAUGAAACGCUACAACAUGAACCAGCCUGGAAAAUCUCUAGGAGUCAUUGGGCUCGGUGGCCUGGGCCAUAUGGCUGUCAAAUUUGCUAAAUCUUUUGGACUAAAUGUAACAGUCUUCAGCACAAGUGCUUCAAAGCAAGAGGAAGCCCUCCAAAUUCUUGGAGCAGACAAAUUUGUCAUCUCAUCAGACAAGCAACAAAUGCAGUCACUUACUAAAUCUCUGGACUUCAUUAUUGAUACUGCUUCUGGGAAACACCCAGUUGAUGCUUAUGUUUCAAUUCUGAAGCCACAUGGAGUUCUUGUCAUUGUCGGCGCUAUUGGUGAAGUUAAACUGCAAUCUAUAGACCUUAUUCAUGGUUCUAAGGCAAUAGCUGCGAGUGCUGUAGGAGGUACCAAGGACAUUCAAGAGAUGAUAGACUUUUGUGCAGCGAAUAAGAUAUACCCACAGAUUGAAACGAUUCAAAUACAAGAUAUAAAUGAAGCCCUCGACAGGCUUGUGAACAAGGAUGUCAAGUAUCGCUUUGUGAUUGAUAUUGAGAAUUCUCUCAAAUAAGUUGAAGAGGCAGUAAAAAUUUUCAGAGGUUCUGAUGGAGCUGUUAGUAGUUUGGCUGUAUUAUUUCAGCAUGUUCUGUUCCUCUGAGUUCAGAGUAAACUAAAGUUAUGUAUUUCCUUGCUCGCAUAAAUAAUGUGAGAUUUAUUUCUUGUGUUUUGCAUAAUCUGAUAUCAUAUACUAUUUUUAUUAUGGAGAGGAAUAAUUGUUUUUUCAUCUA